Molecule: messenger RNA, 2005 nt
Organism: Fusarium redolens
Lineage: Eukaryota; Fungi; Ascomycota; Sordariomycetes; Hypocreales; Nectriaceae
Product: permease family-domain-containing protein
Exons: 10
Coding region: 91-1863 (590 amino acids)
Biological process (GO): transmembrane transport
Cellular component (GO): plasma membrane
Molecular function (GO): purine nucleobase transmembrane transporter activity
Source: RefSeq, a predicted model, not a curated record
UCUUAUUCAUGUGCAACUCCCCUUUGAAGUGAAAAGGACAGUGUCUGUGACCGACAAAGAAUCUUCACAAAGAAAAGUCUAGAAGCAAUCAUGAAGAACCACGCGGUAGAUCUAGCUACAAGGUUCAACAGGCGUGUCGCAACCUCCUCCAUUGGCCGGUUCUUCAGGCUACAAGGCAGUAGACACAGUAGAGAGAUCGACGGGACGACAUUCUUGAAAGAAGUUCGUGCUGGGGCGACGACUUUUGCGGCUAUGACGUAUAUCAUUGCUGUUAAUGCUUCGAUUCUUUCGCACACGGGUGGGCCUUGUGUUUGCGAUGAGAAAAAUAGGAUUGAUUGUGAUAAGAUUGAUAGUUAUGCGAUAUGUAAAGAGGAGGUGAGGCGAGAUCUCGUCACGGCUACGUCGGCCAUCGCUGGACUCGCAAGUCUUGUCUUUGGUCUCUUCACCAACCUUCCUAUAGCCCUUGCACCAGGCAUGGGCCUCAACGCCUACUUCGCCUUCCAAGUAGUAGGCUACAAUGGCUCAGGCAGUAUUCCCUACGGCGUCGCCUUAACAGCAGUCUUCACCGAAGGUCUCAUCUUUGUAUUCCUUGCACUAACAGGUAUGCGACAAUGGCUCGUCAAACUGAUACCGUCAACCAUAAAAUCUGCAACUGGAGCUGGUAUUGGUCUUUUUCUGACUGAGAUCGGCUUGUCUUACGGAUCUGGUAUUGGUGCUAUCACUGGGGGUUAUAACGCAACGCCUUUGGCUAUUGCUGGAUGCCCUGUUGAUAUGAUCAAUCCGGAUACUCAGAUGUGUGAGGGCGGGAUAAUGACUAGUCCGAAGCUAUGGACUGCUAUUGUUGCUGGUGGUCUACUGACGACGUAUCUCAUGGCUUUCCGAGUCAAAUACGCUUUCGUAAUUGGUAUCGCAUUUGUUUCAAUCCUCUCAUGGCCACGAGAUACUGCCGUUACAUAUUUCCCUCACACACCAGAAGGAGACUCUCGUUUCGAGCUCUUCCGCAAAGUGGUCUCUAUUAACCCCAUGAAACAUACCCUCAAUGCUCUAGACUGGGACGUCGGUCAACAUGGUACUCAAUUUGCCCUUGCGCUUUUCACAUUUCUCUAUGUCGAUAUCAUUGAUGCAACAGCGACAAUGUUCUCCAUGGUCCGCUUCUGCGGUGUUGUAAAUGAUCGAGAUGGAGACUUCCCUCGAUCAACUCUAGCAUACUGCUGUGAUGCAAUCAGUAUUUCCAUCAGUGCCCUCUUCGGUUGUUCACCUGUUACAGCCUUUAUCGAGAGCGGUGCUGGUAUUGCUGAGGGAGGACGCACGGGACUCACAGCUAUGACCACUGGUUUCUUAUUUCUUUUGUCAAUCAUGUUUGGGCCCAUCUUUUCAUCUGUGCCGCCGUGGGCAACUGGCCCUGCUCUCAUUCUUGUUGGAUGCAUGAUGACCCGUCAGAUCACAGAGAUCAACUGGCGCUACAUAGGCGACACCCUUCCCUCAUUUGUCGUCAUCGCCUUCGUCCCGUUCUCAUACAGCGUAGCCUACGGCAUCAUCGCCGGCAUGUUAUUAUACACAGCCAUCAACCUCAUGAUCGCUUUAACAGUUCGUCUUUCAGACGGUAGACUAGAACCAGAUAACUACGACAUGAAAGAAUAUUGGACCUGGAAAGCGCCAGGAAGAAAGCCAUGGUUUGUACGAGCUUUUAGAAACGCUACUUAUUCUGCACAGGACGUGCAUGAGUCUAGUCCUCAGACCUUUAAUACUCACGGUGGCUUGGACUGUGAGAUGGUGAGGGUUGCGUCGUCAGAUGAGAGGAAGGAUGAUGCGCAUGUGUCGGUUUCUGUGCCUUUGCCUACGCUUCCUAGAUUCUCUCGUUGAGUCAUUCAUGGCUUCUCGAUUACCUGGCUGGCUUUCGUUCACGCCGUUGGGAUUAUAUAUUGUUCGAUUCUUGUACAUAUUUAUUAGUUCACCUAAACUCUACGUAUUACUGCAUCAGAGAAGUAUCAAUUAUUUGUUUACC